This is a messenger RNA of Candidozyma haemuli, 2250 nucleotides long. RefSeq lists its product as uncharacterized. The transcript has a single exon. The record is from RefSeq and is a predicted model, not a curated record. Gene Ontology annotation, biological process: peroxisome inheritance. NCBI's taxonomy places the organism in Eukaryota, Fungi, Ascomycota, Pichiomycetes, Serinales, Metschnikowiaceae. Gene Ontology annotation, cellular component: extrinsic component of intraperoxisomal membrane. The coding region runs from base 1 to 2250 and encodes 749 amino acids.
AUGAUUACUCAGGAUAAGUCGGAAGACUACAAAAACAGGAAACAGCCGAAUGAUAGGCGAAAAAGGCGGUCGAAAAAGAAGAAGAAAACAAACUCCGCCGAAACCCCUGUGGAUGGACAAAGUCCACAGAAGAACGUGGUGAACUCAAAAGAGACGUCUCAGGAGGAUGGAAGGUCCAAGGAUCCAGCUGAAGAAUUCAAGACUUUGGAUCCAAAAACACCCAAUGCUGAGGGUCUGGGAGUGAAGAAAUUUCCCCUGCUACAAACUGAAGGAUUGGUUCAGCCGCCGCCAAAAAGCCACGAGCAGCCUGCCAUGAGCCCGAGGAAACAGACGUUGUUGAGACAUAAGAAGAGUAGUGACCAGGUGUCUGAGCCUUCUUUCAUUAGUGAAGCCAAGGAGUUUCGGAAAAACAGAAAACAACCUCCUACUCACCCCACAAGCUCUAGCGAACCCAACCUCGAGGACGAUGACCAUAAGUACCUGAUGCUUCUCUCGCAACAGAACCUACAAGGGAAAGCUAGUCUUUUUAGGUACCAAGCGGCCCGCAUUCUUGUUUAUCACGAACAAAUCCAGGAUCCGGUGCUGCAGUCGCUGUCAGGAACUUUACUCGGCCACGGCGAGCUCGAGAUCUUUCAAUUGCAUAACGGAGACGUGACUUACUUGGCGUGUGGCCGUUCGUUUGUCUACCCGCUUCUUCCCAAACUAAAAAUUCUACGCAUAAGUCUAAACCAGUUCAUCUUGCCUUUAUCCAAUCCUGAGCGCUACUGGAAAAUAAAUAUCGACACAGAAGAUGUUGAUGUGAUUAAAGAGCUUGAGCGCAUAUUGCAGAAAGUCGUCAAGUAUACCAAUCUAUCGUUUGCGGCGGCCAAGACGAACGAGCUUCCAUCUUACAUAGACCUGGGCAUACCUGAGGAUGUUCAACAGCCGGAAAAACCUGCCGCUGUUGCUCCAGAUACUCCUCAGACCCCUGAAAAAAGUCGACAACCAAAUAACGUGGUACAGGCUCCUCUUCUUGAUGGUUCUGCCUUGCAUGCUGGGCAUGCUGAGAGGACCCCAAAAGCAAGUCAUUUCACGCCCUACUUUAACGAUAUCCCUGAGUCACCACCUUCUGCUCCUGUUUCACCCCAACAGCUCUACGAGCCUGAUCCAGCGUUCCAGCUUCCACCGGUGAAUGAACCCCAAUGGCCAUUGCAUCGUCAAAAAUCAAGUCAGUCAAUCACUUCUGCUCUUGCAAGCUUUAACCUCAACGAGCAGGCUAUUGCCCCAAAGACUAAGCCUACCUCCAAGCUAUUUCAACCCAAGCCUGUGAGCCUGCCUCAUCGUCAUGCCAACCCCCACGCUAACCCCCAUGCCACUAUACACGCUUCUAAGGAGAUUCCUUACAAGCAGCAUUCUAACCCAUACCACAAUCGCACUCGACAAGCGAAGGCAGCAGACGCCAAGUCUGAUUCUUCCUCUAUGGACUCGCUUCUUGAUGAAUAUGAGGAGAAUAUUUCUACGACCAAGUCUAUCAACUUCAACAUUCCAAGGUCACAAUCCCGGACAAUGUCUUUAGCGUCAAGUGCAUACCCGGCUGCCAUAAACUAUCAGCGUGGAAAAAUUCCACUCGUCCCUGAUAUUCGCAGCAAUAUGGGAUCUGUGACACACGAAGCUGCAGAUGAGGAGGAGGAAUUGGAUGAUUUCCCCAAGACGUCACUUUCACAGUACAACAAGGCAAGGCAAAAUACGCAGAGCCAAAAGUCACGCAGAUCGUCGCCUAGUGAACUCUACAAUUCUGUGAGCAAUUGGAUGGAGCCGAAUGUGCGUCAACAACCACAAUUGUCCCAUUCUCGCUCCAACUACUCUCUUGCAAGUGCUAAGAACAGUAUCGCGUCCAACCGCACUCAAGAGAACACCCUUAGGGAUAUUUAUCGCUCGAUUACCGAGAACAACUUACACGCUAAUUUGCAGCAGCCGAACGGAAGACGCCAAAGCAUCGGCUCUGGUCGUGGUUACGUCCCACGGCCCAAGACGAACGCUUUGAGCUCACAGACACAACAGCAUAAGCAUUAUCCAUCAGAUAAUCUGAUGAGACGUGGUGAUACAUAUAGUCAGAAGGCCAACAGUGCCAGAAACGGAAGCCGUAACGGAAAAGAACCGCUUUCGUCUUCAGAUGUGUAUCGCCUCGUUAGUGCACGUUCAGGACGCAGUGAAAGCGUGAAUGGCGAACAAAGCAAACGAGGAGGCAUCUCCCGGUUGUUCGGAUGGUGA